This is a messenger RNA of Mesocestoides corti, 471 nucleotides long. NCBI's taxonomy places the organism in Eukaryota, Metazoa, Platyhelminthes, Cestoda, Cyclophyllidea, Mesocestoididae. The record is from the annotation of a GenBank genome assembly.
CGCCUCAUUGUUUUUAAGCCUCUUUUAAUUAAAAAAUUACAGGAAAGUUAUCGCGGGGUUUUCGCUGCCGACCCAUGGGUUGUCGACCUUCGGAAAAAGUGCCCUCACUUUUAUUCCCUUGGUUGCCACUUAGCAGGCCUUUCAUCUUCGGAGCUGGCUGCCGUCCUCAGUACUUUAGAAAAUGCGUUUCAACGACGAAUUAAAAGCCUCAUGGAGACCGCUCUUAAUGCCAGUAGGGUGUCUGUCCUCGCGCUAACCUCCAGAUUGGAAGAACUUGAAAUGGCCCUCUUCCGGAUCGGGCAAAGUGAACGCACCAGCCUCGACAAGUGGUUCUCACGACUCCACGAGCGCCUAGAGCCCUCCAUGGUUGCUAAACAGACACUGGAACUGACCGCAAGGUCGGAGGCUGUCGAGGAGUUGGCACGGAAGAGAAGUCGCAUCGACUCGGCGCAGCUCGGUGAACGCAACUAG